ACCCAUGUUUGUCAAAAAUUCAGAGCAACAAAAGCACUAGUCACCCAGCCGAAUUUUCUCUUUCUUUGUGAAUUCCUCGACAUACCUUUUCAUGGAGAAAGCAGAAUCUCCGAUUUCCAUCCCUCAGAUGCCCGCUCCCCUAGACUCACCGGAGGCUUCUUCAAAACCUCACAAGAAAAGCUUUGAGAUCACUAUGGAGGCCGCCACUCUCCGCUCCCCUUCCUUCAACGAAGACACUUACUUUUUAUCCCAUUUGAAAUCUUCCGAGAAGAAGGCACUCCAGGAGCUCAAGGACAAGCUCGCCGCUUCCAAUGGCUCCGACAACGACUGCACCAUGUGGGGGAUUCCUCUUCUCGGCGGAAGUGACAAAGCUGAUGUGAUUCUCUUGAAGUUCCUCCGCGCCAGGGACUUCGGGGUGUUCGAUUCGCUGCAUAUGUUGGAGAAAUGUUUGGCUUGGAGGAAAGAGUUCGGAGCCGACGGCAUCACGGAGGAGGACUUGGGGUUUAAGGAGUUGGAAGGAGUGGUGGCUUAUAUGCAAGGGUAUGACAAAGAAGGGCACCCUGUUUGCUACAACGCUUAUGGGGUUUUCAGAGACAAAGAUAUGUACGAGAGAAUCUUCGGAGACGAGGAGAAGCUGAAGAAGUUUCUGAGAUGGAGGGUUCAGAUUCUGGAACGAGGCAUAAACCUCCUCCAUUUCGAGCCUGGUGGGAUUAACUCCCUCAUUCAGGUUACUGAUCUCAAAGACAUGCCCAAAAGAGAGCUCAGAUUCGCCUCAAACCAGAUCCUCUCACUCUUUCAAGACAAUUACCCUGAAAUGGUUGCUCGAAAGAUUUUCAUCAAUGUCCCAUGGUACUUCAGUGUGUUAUACUCCAUGUUCAGUCCAUUUUUAACCCAGAGAACCAAGAGCAAGUUCGUCAUCUCCAGAGAAGGAAAUGCAGCGGAAACACUCUACAAAUUUAUAAGGCCGGAAGAUGUUCCGAUACAGUACGGUGGACUGAGUCGACCCAGCGAUUUGCAUAAUGGAUCUCCAAAACCAACAUCUGAGUUCACCGUUAAGGGAGGAGAGAAAGUGAACAUUCAAAUUGAAGGGAAUGAGGCUGGUGCGACCAUAACCUGGGACCUGGUGGUCGGUGGUUGGGACUUGGACUACAGCGCCGAAUUCAUCUCCGGUGCAGAAGGCAGCUACUCCAUUGCCGUGGAGAAUCCACGGAAAAUGGCUCCCUCAGACGAGGCCAUCCACAACUCCUUCACAUUUCCAGAAGCCGGCAAGAUGGUGCUCUCCGUCGACAACACCGCCUCCUGGAGGAAAAAGGUGGCUGCUUAUCGCUACAUUGUUCGAAUAUCCAGAAGUGUAUAGCAUUUUAAUUUCCUCACGGUUAAUAGUAAGGUCAUAAGAGUACUUAUAUGCCUUUCCUAUCUACAUUGAAGAAGAAGAAAGUAGUUUAACUUUGUCAGAAAACAAUCUAUUUUCUGUGUCAUUCCUGGGGAAAGAUUUCAGUUUGAGAGUUGAAACGGAGCUUUCACUUGUGUAAUGUAAAUCUGGUGGAUUUUAUCUCUAGCAUUGCUUCUGAGAACUAUAUAUAAGAUUAGUAGCACUACAAGAAAAAGGACAAUUCUCA
Rubroshorea leprosula is the source of this 1619-nucleotide messenger RNA. Lineage: Eukaryota; Viridiplantae; Streptophyta; Magnoliopsida; Malvales; Dipterocarpaceae. The record is from the annotation of a GenBank genome assembly.